AUGCCGGCCGGAAAUGCAGACGGGCCCGACAAAAGGACGACGGCGUACGAGAACAUCUUUGGUCGGCCGACUGCCAAGCCAAAAGGUCCGGUCCCCUCUGCGCAGCCGUCGAUGCCGCCCCAUGUCCAACAAUGGGUUCACCAGCAGGCCUACGGCGCUCAGCCAGCACCAAGAUGGAAUGGAGCACCCGCUGGCCCAUAUCCCCCGCGGGUCUAUGGCGCACAGCCAUAUCCGCAGCAGGGACCUCCCAUGAUGGCUGCAGGACCAGCGUAUGGGUAUGGCCCGAACGAUGCCAUUGAUCGGAGGGCCAGCGUCACACCAUCGAUCAGCUCCCAGGACCCUCGCAUGUCGGCUCACUAUCCUCAGUCGGUCGGCAUCGGAGGAGGGCUCGCCAGCGGCGGUUCUAGCGCGGUAGACCCGUAUGGCAGUCACAAUAACAUCUAUCAGCAACCGAGCGGCUCGAACAAUGGCUAUGCACCUCAAAGACGGCCCCUUUCCCGAGGCGGUGGUGGCGGAGGCAGCUACUCCGAUGUGCCCCCGGGCUAUCGACAGUCAUCCGCUGCUGCGGCUGCACCCGCUGCCUCCUCCGACGAGCAGGGAAUGCUGAGUUCUCCGCAGCACGAACCUCCGCGACUCCCUAGCAUCGAGCUAGGCGCUGGCUCGGGCAGCGCCGAUGAUCACUGGUUCACCAACGGGUCCAACGGCAAUGCUAGGCACUCCAAGUCGUCUGCCGCGUCCAAAGCGCAGGACAGCGUUGACGACAGCGAGACACCGCUCAGUCCCACGCCAAAACAGUCGGCCAUUCUAUCACAGCCCGUCCAUGAGUCAGAGACGACCGAAGUGAUUGGUGAAAAUGGCGGGGUGGACCCAUACCAGCUCAACGACUACCAAGAGUACCAGCGGCAGACCGCCUCCAAGUCUGGUGCUUCGUCGUUGUACGAUGGCAAUGGCAGAAGGCGAGGUUCUUUUGAGUCUGACCGACAGAGCAUUGCCAACUCGAUAUAUACGCUUCCCGGAGCAGUUGGCAACAGCUCCCGGAUGGUCUAUAACCAGGGUGGGCAAGGGAGCUACUUUCAGCCUCAUCCUCAACAGCAGCAGCAGCAAGGCAUCUCGGCUCUAACGCCAUACAAUUCUAGCGACGCCAAUUUGACAUGGGGCCGGCAAGCUCGCAUGCGGACAACGUCGAGCGCCACGCAAGCCGCACAGGGCGUCUACGCUCCAGGGUACGCUGAUCAAAACACAGAGUGGCGCAAGAGUGUCGAAUCGGCCUCGGCAAGGCAGGGCGGUGACAACAUUCGGUCGCUUUCCGUUGGUCAACAGCAGAUUCGCAACCCGGCCAACUCGCCCCACGGCAGCACGGGCAGCGCAAUGCAGCAGAAUCAGACAUCCGGUCGUCGCGGUCCGCUCGUCUAUCCCGCCCUCCUGUCUCGUGUUGCCGAGGCCUUUAAGCAGCGCGUCACCCUGUCUGAGCGACAAAAAGAUGGCCUGUCCUACACGGAUGCCUUUGACGGCCGCGAGGCAGUCGAUCGCAUCGCAUACAUCAUCAAGACAACGGACCGCAACUUGGCCUUGCUUCUUGGUCGAGCCCUCGACGCUCAAAAGUUCUUCCACGAUGUGACCUACGACCACAGGCUUCGAGACUCACCAAAUGAGCUGUACCAGUUCCGUGUACGGCUGACGAGCCCCUUUGGGUCCGAGGGUGACGACCAGUACGAGGACGCAAGCGAUCAGCUCUACAAGGCGUCAGCCACACCGGGUCGUCUGAGCAUUCCAUCGUCUAAGGGCCCGACGAGGGACAAUUCGACAUCGAGCGUUCAACAGCAGGACCCCUCAUCUCCGGCGCCCGAGGUCUCGACGCCUGCCACCUCUAUCCCAGGUGGUCAGGGAAGGCAAGCGAUCGAUGAGGACGUCGAAGACGCGCUGCCCACGGGUGUCUUUACCCUCUUGACUGACUGCUAUAGUCCGACGUGCACGCGGGACAGGCUGUGCUACAGCAUUGCUUGCCCCAGGCGGUUGGAGCAGCAAGCACGCCUCAACAUGAAGCCGCAGCCGGGUCUCAAAAGGAGCAUCAGCAAGGAGUCGCUGGGCGACGUCAAGGAGCAGGGCGCUUUGUGGGCCGACUCGGUGUCGGAAGAGGUGCUCAAGAGCCUGUCGGAUUCUGAGAGAAAACGGCAGGAGCUCAUCAAUGAGGUCAUUUACACCGAGAGAGACUUUGUCAGGGACCUAGAGUAUCUCCGUGACUCGUGGAUCAAGCCGUUGCGAUCGAGGGACGUGGUGCCCGAAGCGAAAAGAGACGAUUUUGUUACCCAGGUCUUCUGGAACGUCUUGGAGAUCCACGCUGUCAACUCGAAACUUGCUGAGCUCUUGAGCAAGCGACAGAAGCAGCAGGCCGUCGUUGACCGGAUCGGCGACAUUCUCUUGGAGAUGGUGCCCCACUUUCAGCCGUUUGUCAAAUACGGCGCUCACCAGCUCUACGGCAAAUACGAAUUCGAAAAGGAAAAGUCGUCGAAUCCGGCCUUUUCCAAGUUUGUCGAAGAGACAGAACGGAUGCCCGAGAGCCGUAAGCUGGAACUCAACGGCUACCUGACAAAGCCCACGACGAGGUUGGCUCGAUACCCGCUCUUGCUCGAGGCUGUGGUCAAGGCGACGCCCGACGACAAUCCAGACAAGCAGGCGCUUCCCAAGGUCAUUAAGAUUGUCAAGGAAUUCCUUUCCAAGGUCAACACGGAGUCGGGCAAGAGCGAGAAUCGGUUCAACCUGGCGCAGCUUGACCAGCAGCUCGUCUUCAAGCAGGGUGAGGCUGUGGACCUGCGACUGCGAGACGAGCAGCGAGAGCUUGUCUUCAAGGGUCCGCUCAAGAAGCGAGGCGGUACACAAAGCGAAAGCGCUGAGCUGCAGGUGUUCUUGUUUGAUCAUGCCGUGCUCAUGGUCAAGGCAAAGACGGUGCACAAGAAUGACCUCUACAAGGUCUUCCGAAAGCCAAUUCCGCUCGAAUUGUUAAUCGUCACGGUGUAUGACGAUGUGCCGACGGGCAAGGGCAACGCAACUCGGCCAAAGUCUGUCAUGUCAAAGACCUCGACGGGUAGUCGGUUGAGCGGUGGGGUCCCCACCGGAUCGGCGCCAAAGCAGGAUCCAAAGACGGGCUAUGCCUUGACGUUUACUUAUCUUGGACGAAAGGGCUACUCUCAGACACUGUGGUCGAGCACGUUCGUUUCGCGAAAGAAGUGGUUCGAGCACAUUGAGAGCCGCCAAGAGAUUCUCCGCCAACGCUCGAACAUUUUCGACACCAUGACGCUCUCGGAGGGCUUCUUCCAGGGGCCUAGCCGGGUGACGUGCAGCGUGCCAUUCGACUUUGGUAGACGGAUCAUCUACGGAGCUGACGAUGGCGUCUAUCUCUCGGACCUGCGAGAAAAGGCUCGACCGCCCACGAAGGUGUUGCCCCUUCCAGGUGUGACCCAGAUCGACGUCUUGGAAGAGUAUCAGAUCCUCAUCAUCCUCGCCGAGCGGUCCGUCCACACCUUUACCCUCGACGCGCUCGAUCCUUCAGAUCCCAUGGGCAGCUUGAAGCGUGGACGGAGGAUCUCAUCGCACACUUCCUUCUUCCGCGCUGGCCAGUGUCUAGGACGCACACUCGUGUGUGUCGUCAAGUCUUCGUCGCUGUCGAGCACAAUCAAGACACUGGAGCCUAUUGAGCAAAACGUGCGUGGAAAGAAGCAGCCAACCUUUCGGAAGCUGCUCCAGGGUGGUCAAGAGACCCUGCGCGUCUUCAAGGAGUUCUACAUUCCCACCGAGUCCAGCUCCAUCCACUUCCUCAAGAGCAAGCUCUGUGUCGGCUGCACCAAAGGUUUCGAGAUUGUCGACCUGGAGACGCUCGAUACGCAAGGCCUCCUCGAUCCUGCUGAUUCCAACCUGGACUUUGUGCAGCGAAAAGAGACGGUCAAGCCGAUUGCCAUCUAUCGCAUCGACGGCGAAUUCCUAUUGUGCUAUGACGAAUUUGCCUUUUAUGUCAACAAGAACGGCUGGCGUGCAAAGGGCAACUGGAUCAUUCAUUGGGAGGGAAACCCAACCUCGUUUGCACUUCACUACCCCUACGUUUUGGCGUUCGAACCGUCGUUCGUCGAAGUGCGUCACGUCCAGACGGGGGCGCUGCACCAGGUCAUCACGGGCUACAACCUUCGAUGCCUCUUUGCGGACGUGCCUCCAGCGACAUCGGGCAGCUCAUCUGGCUCGUCUAUCUCCUCGUCCGCAUCCGCUCAUUCCUCGCACUCGAACUUGCACUCCAUGACCCCCUAUGGUGCUCGACCAGGCAUGCCACCCGGGUAUCCAAGUGGCUCGCCUUACGGACCACCGGGCGCCCUUUCACGACAGCAGAGCUUCAAUAUGAUGGGCGGGCCGGUGGGUCCCCACGGCAGUCCCUUCGCCACACCCCGCCCAUUGGGGACCAUGUCUCCGUACGGUGUCCCACCACCGCAGCAGCAGCAACAACAGCAGAUGAUGUACCCGGGGCGACCGGGGAUGCCCUACGCAUUCACCCAGGCCCAGGCGCCGCGACCGCCGCCGCCGCAGCGAAACCCCGUCUGGGAAUCUGUCGCCGCCAGCCGAAACCAGAUUGUCUUUAUCGGAGACACCUCGGUCUUUUGUAUACGCCCCGCAGGCUCCUCGGCCUCAUCACCGGCGCCGACGUAG
Messenger RNA from Acaromyces ingoldii, 4686 nucleotides. Its product is annotated as CNH-domain-containing protein. NCBI's taxonomy places the organism in Eukaryota, Fungi, Basidiomycota, Exobasidiomycetes, Exobasidiales, Cryptobasidiaceae. Gene Ontology annotation, molecular function: guanyl-nucleotide exchange factor activity. The record is from RefSeq and is a predicted model, not a curated record. The transcript is spliced from 4 exons. Bases 1 to 4686 code for a protein of 1561 amino acids. Gene Ontology annotation, biological process: intracellular signal transduction.